AUGUGACUUGCUUGAUGUACCCUGUGCAGCUCAUCUGGACACUGCCCAUACAGAGUAGGAACUUGGCCCAGUGCAGAGCUCUAACAUGAAGGUCUUUGUUUUGCUUAUGAUCACCGCAGCAUUUGCCCCUGACAGCUGGGCAUUAGAUAGGUGCAGUGUGGUGAGGGCGAUUAGAAAUGGGGGAGUUAUUGGCAUCAAAGGAUAUACCACGGGGGACUAUGUGUGCUUAGCUUAUCAAGCCAGCCGCUAUGACACUUACCUCAAUCGAAGUCCAACAGAGUAUGGCAUCUUCCAGAUCAACAGCUACUGGUGGUGCGAUGAUGGUAGAACCGUAGGGCGCAAGAACCUCUGUGGAAUGUCUUGUAGAAAUUUACUGAACAGUAACAUUGAGGAUGAUGUGAGGUGUCUUAAAAGGAUUGUGAGAGACCCCAAUGGACUCAGUGCUUGGAGCGUUUGGAGCAGAUACUGUAAAGGAAGAGACCUAAGCUCAUACACAAGAGGAUGCUAAAUAUUUCAUUGUGGGUGGGUGUUCGUACAGUUACCAAAUCAGUCACAACGUUUUUGUGUCUCCUCAAACCUCUCACCCAAGAAAUAAUCCCAAAUUCUAUACUACUGUGUAAGUUUCGCAAAUAAACUUUACUUACGCAUUA
Xenopus laevis (African clawed frog) is the source of this 650-nucleotide messenger RNA. Its product is annotated as lysozyme C. The transcript is spliced from 4 exons. The record is from RefSeq and is a predicted model, not a curated record. Bases 86 to 508 code for a protein of 140 amino acids. NCBI's taxonomy places the organism in Eukaryota, Metazoa, Chordata, Amphibia, Anura, Pipidae.